AUGGGAGCGGCUUAAGGCGCGCGCUGGCUGCUGGGUCUCCACAGCAACACUGAGAAACGGCAGAAAACUGUGCUGCAUCAACGCAUCGGUUCUGUGAUCUGUCUCCAACAUGUCCGGAAAGAUGGGGCUGUAUCGCUCGCAGCCGCGAGACUUCAGCAACCUGUUUCAGACAUGCAGCUCUAAUAUUCAGAAAAUAACACACAACACUGGCCAAAUAAAAUCCAUGCUGUUCCAGCUUGGUAGCAGACCAGACACUCCUGAACUUCAGGACAGACUUCAGCAGAUGCAGCAUUACACAAAUCAGCUAGCCAAAGAGACCAACAAGCACCUGAAAGAACUGGGCUCUUUACCUCUACCCUUGUCUCCUUCAGAACAGCGGCAGCAGAGGCUCCAGAAGGACCGGCUGAUGAGCGAAUUCUCGGCGGCCCUCAACAACUUCCAGGUGGUGCAACGUCGAGCUGCUGAGAGGGAGAGAGAGUCCAUGGCCAGGGCUCGAGGUGGCUCACGUUUACUGGUUGAAGAAAGCAACCAAGAUGAACAACUUGUGACUUUUGAAAAGAAUGAAGACUUGGGGCCGUUCCAGAGUCAGGUUGAAGAGCAGCCCAUUACAGAAGAGGACUUGGAGCUGAUCAAGGAGAGGGAAACCAACAUCCGGCAACUGGAGGCAGAUAUCAUGGACGUGAAUCAGAUUUUCAAAGAUUUGGCAGUUAUGAUUCAUGAUCAGGGCGAUAUAAUAGAUAGCAUAGAGGCUAAUGUGGAGAGCGCUGAGGUGCAUGUGGAGCACGGGACUGAGCAGCUACAACGUGCUGCCUACUACCAGAGGAAGUCACGCAAGAGGAUGUGUAUUCUGGCUUUAGUGCUGUCUUUAGUGGUGACUGUCUUCGCCAUUAUUAUUUGGCAAGCUACCAAAUAAGGUGAUAUAUUACACAUUUGAAUUUGGCGCACUUUAAGAUACCCAGUGGUGAGUGGUUUGUUUGUGUAUGGAAAUUAACUGCAAAUUAUUGCUUUUAUUAUUUAGAACAUCCAUAGAUACACUAAAUAUUGACAGCAUCUUGCAUGUCCAGUAUUGCUUUUUACAUCUUUAUGGGGCAAGUUGAGUCUUUGUGCAUUUUCUAAGUAUCAUGCAAAAUAAUAUGAAGGGUGACUGUUCACUGAUGAUGGAUUUGGUGAACAAAUAUGAAGUUGAUUAAAAUGCAAGUGAAACAGUGAGUGUCAUUUAAUUUGAUAGAAAUACAAUUUAAUUAAAUCUGCAGGUUUUAUAAAACAUGAGCCAUAUUUUAUUAAUUUAUCAUUUGGAAAGGUUUUGUUGCUUUUUUGUAAGUAAAAAUAACUUAUUUAAAUGAUAAAAUGAUGCAAAGGUUAAAAAAGGUAAAUGAUUACUGCUCAGUUCAUGCUUUUCAUUAUGUAUUUUUUGUUAGUAUUACUCAAUGACUAAUAUACAAUAGUGAACAACAGAUAAAUGAUAAAUAUGGCUUUUUUGUAGAAAAUCUACUUUUGUAAUCAGAAUUCAUCAGAUCACUGUGUUCCCUUUUAUUUUCAGUUGAAUGGUUUUGUUCAGUUUUUACUGGACAAGUUUGUGCAGUAUCCAUUUCUUUUUGUUUCUUUAAAUCCACUUACAACAAUUAGUAGCACAAUGAUAUAUGGGUGAUUUUGCACGUCUGCAGGCCAAGAAACACUUUUAAAUGAGACGGUCUCCAUUUAUUUUUAGUCUCAUAAUGGUAGCACUAUACAUAAGUCAUUGCUACAUAAUUUACCCAAUGUAGACCUACAAAGUACCAAAUUAAAGCUGACGGUCUGCUCUUCAACGUCAUUCAUGGCUUCAUUUCAAAUCUGUUGUGCUGGGGUACAGAAAUAACAGUAAAUCUGUCUCAUUGUUCUGAUGUAAAUUGCUCUAAUGAAGGUGCGGCACAUAUUGUACAGGUAGUUACUAAUUCUCUUUUGUCUCUGAAUGCAUAUUGUAGAUUCCAAAAGUGGCUUUAUUAUUAUUAUUAUUAUUAUUUUUUUUUUAAAUAAGAGCAUUAUUGUUAUCUUAAAGAAUGCAUUUUUCAACAUGUAUGUAACAUUGGUGGGACACAAUGUAUAUAUCAUUUGGUGGCUGCCAUUCAUAUGAUGAAGCUCCUGUGGGAUGUUCUUUCAGACGUGUGUGUGUGUGCGCACGCGUGCUUUUUUUAAUUCAGAAUAUCAAUUCCUUAAUCUAAGUGCAGUAACUGAAACUCUUAACUCUGCUACAAUUAUCUGCUGAGAUUUGGCUCAACCUGAUGAACUGUGAGAAUGGGUUUUUUUUUUUUUUCCCUUUCCUAAAUGUAAAAUCUGAUGUUAGUAAAUUAUCACAAAUUGAUUGCAGGUGCACCUUCUUUCUCACUAUGAACAACUUUUAACAUUAUUUAAAAUCUUUCAUUAAUGUUUGUUGUUUGUUUUUCCCUGAAAAUAACUUGUGUGGCGAUUACAGUAAAUUUUAGGUACCAAAAACUAGUGGGAAAUACGAAGUCCAAGUUUUCAUUAUGAUCCAUGUAAUGAGGUCUCUCACUUUACACCUGUGUGUAUGUAUGUGUGUGUGUGUGUGUGUGUGUGUGUGUGUAUAUAUAUUAAAUAAAUGAGAAUGUCCAUCA
Messenger RNA from Neoarius graeffei (lesser salmon catfish), 2609 nucleotides. It is a transcript of the gene stx12l, whose product is annotated as syntaxin 12, like. The transcript is spliced from 10 exons. Gene Ontology annotation, biological process: vesicle fusion; intracellular protein transport; vesicle-mediated transport. The record is from RefSeq and is a predicted model, not a curated record. Gene Ontology annotation, cellular component: synaptic vesicle membrane; synaptic vesicle; postsynaptic recycling endosome. NCBI's taxonomy places the organism in Eukaryota, Metazoa, Chordata, Actinopteri, Siluriformes, Ariidae. Gene Ontology annotation, molecular function: SNARE binding; SNAP receptor activity. Bases 110 to 913 code for a protein of 267 amino acids.